AUGUCGACCUCAGUGUUUCAAAUUCUUCUGCUUCUGGUUUCCCUCAAGUUGCAAGCAUCAGGUGCUGCACCUCGACUUGCGAAGCCUAACUGUCCUGAAACAUGCGGGAACGUAACCAUUCCCUUCCCCUUCGGAAUGGGAGCCGGGUGUUUCUUCGAGGAAUGGUACCAGAUCGUCUGCAAACAAAACAACACGGUCAUUCUGAAGAAGAUUGGAUUGCGAGUUCUCAACAUUUCACUCCCCGAUGGAUACGUGGAUGGUAUGAUUAACAUUAGCCUUCCUGUAAUUUACUCAAAUGCAAGCCGCGGGGGUGACGUACGUGCUGCGAGGGUGAGCUUGGAAGGAAGUCAAUUUGUCUUCUCCCAGACAAGGAAUGUCUUUACAUUGGUCGGUUGCAACACCCUGGCCACAGUGAAUACCACACAAUCAGCUUUUGUCGGUUGCAGGUCGAGAUGUGCUGGAACCAACACCAACUUUAGCUGGAAUGGUUCUUGUUCCGGGAGGGAUGGCUGCUGCCAGACUAUGCUCCCCCUUAACCUUCAGGGCUUUAGUGUGGAUUUCAAAGAAGAAGGUGGACAUCAGGGGUGCAAGUACGCUUUCUUGAGGUCUGACUUUACAGGUUUAUAUGAUUUGAAAUUGAAUGAGACGGUUCCAGUGGUGCUGGAAUGGGGGAUUGCGAACAAUACUGGCUAUGGAGACGAGCUUAUCCAGCAGGCCAAGAUUCCUACUUAUCCUUCCGUAUGUCACACACAAAGCGUUGCCGGCAGUGAAAUGCUAUUUACACGGUGCUAUUGCUUAGGGGGGGAUGGUGGUAACCCAUAUCUUAUGGAAGGAUGCAGAGGAGAUGCACCUCAACCGCAAAGUGACUGUGCUGAAACAUGCGGGAGCGUCACCAUUCACUUCCCCUUCGGAAUAAAAGCCGGGUGUUUCUUGGAUGAUUGGUACCAGAUCGAAUGCCAACAAAACAACACGGUUCCCAUUCUGAAGAAGAUUGGAUUGCGAGUUCUCAACAUUUCACUCCCUGAUGAAGACGCGGAUGGCAUGAUUAACGUUAGUCUUCCUGUAAUUUACUCAAAUGCAAGCUGCGGGGGUGACGGACGUGGUCCACUGGUAAGCUUAAAAGGAAGUCCAUUUGUCUUCUCCCAGAAAAGGAACAUCUUUACAGUAGUUGGUUGCAACACUCUACUGACAGUGAAUGGUAAAGAAUCAGCUGUUUUCGGAUGCCAGUCAAAAUGUGCUGGAACCAACUUCACCAUUCGCAAGUAUAGCGCUUGUUCCGGGGAGGACGAAUGCUGCCAGAGUUCGCUCCCCUUUGACCUGCAGGGCUUUGGUGUGGAUUUCGAAGAAGAAAGCGGAGAUGAGGGGUGCAAGUACGCUUUCUUGGGGUCUGAUUCAGGUGUUUAUGAUUUGAGAUCGAGUGAUAAGGUUCCAGGGAUGUUGGAGUGGGGGAUUGCAAACAAUACCAAGUAUGCACUUGACCUUAUCAAGCAAGGACGGGGUCGCUAUAAUGAAUCUUUCUACUGUACAAGAUUUAAAAGUUUGAGCAGUGAAGUAGAAGGAAUUAUAUAUAGAUAUAGAAGCUACAGCGUCAACAGUGGUGAAAUAUUAUCUGCGCAGUGCUAUUGUCGUAAGGGGUAUCAUGGUAAUGCCUAUCUUAUUGGAGGAUGCAGAGGUAACAUAUUUCAUGCUAUCACAUUGGGAAUUUAAGUGCACAAUACAGCGAAGUGGCUUGUUCAUUCCCAGAUAUUCCCCUGAGAAGAAUUCAUACA
Messenger RNA from Eucalyptus grandis, 1769 nucleotides. RefSeq names its product wall-associated receptor kinase-like 5. Bases 1 to 1707 code for a protein of 568 amino acids. NCBI's taxonomy places the organism in Eukaryota, Viridiplantae, Streptophyta, Magnoliopsida, Myrtales, Myrtaceae. The record is from RefSeq and is a predicted model, not a curated record. Gene Ontology annotation, molecular function: polysaccharide binding. The transcript is spliced from 2 exons.